GUGACGCCAUGAAGGGUGAGGCGCCUCUCCUCACGUCUACCUUACUGUUCCUGCCGCCGCUCGCUGUCGGCCCUCGCAUCAUUUUCACGAAGGAAGGGACAUGUACCAGCACGGGAGUAGUUCGGACGUUGGACUUCUUCAUCGUGUCUGCAGGCCUGAGCCGUUGCUUGCAGUCGGUCGAGACGGUGCUCGGCACCGAUAUCAAGACGCACACCCCCGUGCGCAUCCUCUUCCACCCGCAGUUGGCUGAGCUCAAGGCCCUCCGGUUCCUGAAGCCCCCGAAGCUUCCAGCUGAGCGGCCAGUCGGCCCUCAGCCUCAGCCACCAGACAUCCCAGAGGUUUUGGACUGCGCCAACUAUGGCAUGGAUCUUGUUUCGCGGAAGGCCCCCAGAGGCCAAGUGCAGCGGCAUCCCGACACGCUGCACCGUAUCUGGGCUGAUACUGCCGAGUGGGAGUUACCCCAGGUCCUCCAGAAGGACCUGCGUAUCUGGGGUACCAGGGGCAGAAGGCCUCGUCUGGCCUGGGUCUCGGCUCUCGACAGGGACUCCAAGGCCUCUUACACGGAUCCCAUGUUGUUCGUUGGCAGAUGGUUAUCUCGCUCCAUUCGGUUUCUCCUGGGGGCUAUGGGCGACGGAGACGUCGUUACGUUCAGCAAGUACAAGCAUCACAUCCUGGAG
This is a messenger RNA of Prorocentrum cordatum, 677 nucleotides long. Lineage: Eukaryota; Dinophyceae; Prorocentrales; Prorocentraceae. The record is from the annotation of a GenBank genome assembly.